This is a messenger RNA of Xiphophorus maculatus (southern platyfish), 3176 nucleotides long. RefSeq names its product SUN domain-containing protein 1-like. The record is from RefSeq and is a predicted model, not a curated record. The transcript has 19 exons. Gene Ontology annotation, molecular function: protein-membrane adaptor activity. Bases 221 to 2650 code for a protein of 809 amino acids. Lineage: Eukaryota; Metazoa; Chordata; Actinopteri; Cyprinodontiformes; Poeciliidae. Gene Ontology annotation, biological process: nuclear envelope organization. Gene Ontology annotation, cellular component: meiotic nuclear membrane microtubule tethering complex; nuclear envelope.
CUGAAAACGGGCUUUAGCAGCAUUUUUGACCAGUCCGAGUUCUAACCGCUAUUCAUUUGUUAUGAAAAUCUGUUUUCUCCGGUCCGGAUUUAGCUAGCAGCCGUUCUGGUCCGCCCAGUUUUUGUUUUUUUUUCCGAAAGUUGCGUGGCUCUGCUGAAGUUCCUGCUACUCGUCAUCGCCGUCAGACUCCGAGCAGGAGCAGCGGACCCCCUCCUCCCUCAUGUCCAGGCGCAGCCUGCGGCUCGACGAUGGCCUGCUGGACCGCCGCCCUCCGCCUCGCGGCAGCGCCUCCCUCAUCGUGGGAGGAGCCAGCUGGAGGAGCGACAGGCCCCGUCGCUCCCAGCGGAACUCGGCCUCCUGCUCAGAGUCGCUCCUCGUCGACUCUCCUCAGAAUGCCGUCGGCCAGUUCCUCCACAACAGCAGCGUCAACAGCGUGGCGUCGGACGCCUCCCUGAUCUCCUCCCUGCUGGACGAGUCCUCCAUCCAGGAGAGCACGCUGGUCGAAACCUUCUGGGGUUUGGACCAGGAUGCAGAUCCUAACGAAAGCACUAUCAUAGCCAGUGAGAGCAGCACUCUGAUUGGUUCAGACAGUGUUUAUGCCAAACAUUCUGACCAGGCGCUCAGCAGGCUUUGCUGUAAAGACUGCAACUGUCCGAGUGCGCCAAAAUCUAACAAGGAAACCAAGAUGGAAACCUCCACCAUCUACUACAGAGGUCGGAAGAGCAGGGCAGAUGUGCUGCAGCUGUGGCUGACCUCCUCCCUGCUGUUUGUCAGGAGAGCCGCAGCCCGCUGCGCGUCUGCGCUGCAGCUCACCUGGCAGGCGUUCCAGCCCUCCUCACGUUCACAGCUCAACAGGCGUGGAGCUCGGUUCAGGGACAGCGGAGUCAUGGCUCUGAAGGAAGCCAACCUGGAGGAGCUUCAUCCCGUCGGAUCGCUGUGCUGCAUGUUCAGAUGGAUCAACGGACAAUGGAGUCACAUGAGCUCGUCCUCCCGCUUAAGCAAACUCUUCAUCGUACUUCUGCUCCUCCUCCUCUUCAGUGUGUCGUGGUACUGUCCAGCUGGUAUCUACUCGCUCCUUUUGGGGAUCAACAUUGCAGACAUUCCAGGUCUGUCCUCGGUCCACAGCUUCUUACCUCUUCAGAGCCAGUCAGCAGAGGGCGCUCCAGAGGAGUUGGUCCAAAGUCACCCUCCAUCAGCUGAAAUGCUGCCACAGGAGGCUCCAGCUCCGUCUCCAGCUCCACCAGCAGGGAUGGAUUCUGAGCAGCAUGUUCAGAUGGAGCAGAGUCUGAGGGCGCUGUGGGAGGAGAUGGAGGCUGCAGGGCGACGGGCGGAGGAGAGUCACAAGGAGCUGCUUCAGCUCUACACCGACCUCCGUCAGCAGGCGUCCGGGCCCCAGCGCAGCGAGUACGACAUGGAGCUGUGGAUGAAGGGGCUGAUGGAGCAGCAGCUGUCUCUGCUACGAAGACAACUCAACGUAGAGAGACGGCUGAGGGAGCAGAUGCGACAGCAGGAUCUGUUGCUGCUGAAAACCCAGGCAUCCCGUUUGGAUCAGCUGCAGCUGCAGCUGGAGCAGGUCACAGCCAGGAGUUGGGAGCUGCAUGGAAGAAAUGAAGCUGACACAGCGCCCCCUGCUGCUCUCCCAGACACUUCCAGCUCCGGCAUGGACAAACCGUCCCAGGAUGCUUUGCAGGCAGAUGUUUCGCGGUUGGAGGCGGCUCUAGUGGACGUGAAGCGGGACGUGGACGGUCUGUCUGGGUGUCAGGACGGCUGCCAGAAGCUGGACAGAAUCCAGCAGACGAUGUCAGAGCAGGUAUCGGGUCUGAUCCGGGAGGAGGUUCGAGCCCUGGUCUACGGAAACCAGCUGACCCAGGGCGGGGUCUCCGUCCUGCCGGAGUCCCUCCUGCAGUGGCUGUCGCAGCGGUUUGUGGGCGAGGCCGACCUGAAGGAGGCGCUGUCCUCUCUGGAGUCUAGCAUCUUGCAGAAACUCAGCCGGUGGCAGCGACGGCACAAUAAAGAGGAGACGGUCAAAGAGGAUGUACUGGACGUUCCUGGGAACGCUGUAACCAAGGAGGAAGUCCAUGUGAUGGUGAUGGAGGCUCUGAAGCUGUUUUCUCAGGAUCGAACCGGCCUGGCCGACUACGCUCUGGAGUCCGGAGGGGGCAGCAUCCUCAGCACUCGCUGCUCAGAGACCUACGAGACGAAGGCCGCCCUGCUGAGCUUAUUCGGGUUUCCUCUCUGGUAUUUCUCCCAGUCUCCUCGAACCGUGAUCCAGCCUGAUGUCCAUCCUGGGAACUGCUGGGCCUUCAGAGGAUCUACAGGCUUCCUCGUGAUCCAGCUGUCCAUGAAAAUCCUUCCCACGGCCGUCACCAUGGAGCACGUCCCCAAAUCCCUGGCCCCUAGCGGGACGCUGCGCAGCGCUCCACGAGACUUCAGCGUUUAUGGUCUAAAAGACGAGGACCAGGACAGAGGGAAACUGCUGGGAAAUUACACGUACGACGAAGAUGGAGAGGAUCUGCAGAUGUUCAUCAUCUCAGAGGAGAACGACGAAGCCUUCCAGAUCAUCGAGGUGCAGGUUCUGUCUAACUGGGGCCACCCAGAGUACACGUGCAUGUACCGCUUCAGAGUGCACGGGUUGCCGAGCGACGUCUGAGUCGACGAGGCGGAGAAGCUCUGCUCGCUUUUUAACCGUCUGCGCAGUGGUUGGUUCUUACGUUUCCCAUGGAAACGCUCUCUGUCCCGGUGAUCCAAUGAAUCUGUUCAUAGUUUCUCUAUCCAGGUUCUGCUUCCAGGUCGUCGCUGCUGGUUUUCACGUGUUUUAUGCAUUUAUCAGGUGUGAUGUCAUUCAGCUGUUGCGUCAGCGUGAAACCUUCUCUCUGCGUCACGGCGCGGAUAAACGGUCUGAAGAGGAGGGAAGGUUUUAAAGCAGAAACUGAAACGACAACCUGCUUCAGCAGACGAUGCAAUAUAAGAAAUAGCUUUACGUUUUCAAACUGUAAAAAUGUGAAACCUGAACACUUGAAGGGAAAGAAAAAGUAAAAAACUAUUUCCAACUAUUUGUCUCCAGUUUGAAAGCUUAUUCCUCAUUUGCACUGGAACUUUUUUAUGUAUACAUUUGAUGUAUGUAAAUAAUUUUGUACAAGACUUUAAACUGAAUUGUUGAAUAAUAAAGAUCUGAC